UGUUCUGCCCUCUAUGUGUGGAGCAGCGCACCCACGCGAUAUACAGACUUUUCCUUCUUUCUCUCCGAAAUUAAUCUCUCCGAGUGCCUAUACAAAUUAAGUGUCGUUUUUCGAGUUUCUCCAUUUAUCAAUGGCGAGCUUAGUGAAGAGUAGCAACUGUUGAAUCCUGAAACAGUACUCUUAAGCACCUGAUCGCACCGGUUGACUUACCAGAUGAGGCGAAACGUUGCUUCAGGACACGCCUCAGCGGCAUUCUUUCAAGGUUUUCUCCAUCAGAUUUCUCUCUUAUUUCCAUGUUUCUGCAGCCUCCAGGGAUUUGAACAAAGCUACCCUAGGGCAACGAAAAUGUUCUGGACAAGUGAGGGCGUCGUCGACCUUGAGAGAGAGAGAGAAGUCGUUGCAAGAGGAUUAUGCGAAAAACUCAUCGACCUGCAAUCACUAAGGCUGGUUAGAUUAUAAGAGCUCGUGCUUCUUUAAUUAAAUUCAGGAUAUCGCAAAUUGUUUGAAUCAUGGAAAAUGAAAGUUCUGAUGAGAAAAUUGUUGUGGGUGGAAUAGAAAAAAACGGGGACUCUGGUGGGGACAAUGUGGUCAGGUCUCUUACUGCAGCAGAGCUGAAGAGAGAUACUACACCUGAUAAUCAAAAAGGUGAUCAAGAGGAACUACAGAGUAAAAAUGAGAGCUCUGAUAAGAAAAAUAUUGUCAGUGGGGACAAUGUGGUCAGUUCUCCUACUGCAGCAUACCUGAAGAGAGAUACACCUGAUAUUCAGAAAGAUGAUCAAGAGGAUUUACAGAGUGAAAUGAAAUCUAUAGACAUCAGUGAGGAACAUCCCAGUUUUGACAAUGUUGAAAGAGAAGAAAGCUCAAAUGAUCAGAUUGCUGAGACUAGAGGAUUUGAGAGUGAAGAUCAAGAACAAACCAACAGUGAUAGUGUCAAAAGAGAAAAAAACUUGAACGGUCAGAUGGUGGAGACUAAAAUACUGGAUUCUGAAGAUCCGGAAGAAACAAAUCCCCCUGCAGGGGAGAUUUUAGGUGAGGAGAAGGAGGUAGAACCCAUCUUUGAUGGAACUGAGAUUCCUGGGAUGGAAGCCAAUAGGAAUUUCUCUACCCGGUCUUCGGAUUUUGAAACAGAGGCGCAGGGAUCUGCUUGGCCUGACAAAGCUGCUGCACUUACGAACUUUGUUAAAGAAAAGGGUGUGGUUGCUGUCACCACCGUUCUUCGUCGCUUUUCUGGAAAAAAGGAUGAAGAUGGACAAAGCUUUCCUGAUGAGGAUUACUUGAACAGUGGCACUAAGGAGGAAGGAGAUUCUGCCCCUGAAAGUAAAACAAAAGUUCUCACCCCCAAAAGUCUGGACCGAUCUUUAUGGAAUCCUCUAAACUAUAUUAAGAUUGCUCGGGAUGCAGAUGCAGAAAACAAAACUGGGGAGGGGCAGGAUCAGCAUGUUAAUAUGAUGAAACCACUUCUACCGCUAGCAAUGAGGGGAAGAGUUUUAUUGUAUACAAGGCUUGGCUGUCAGGAAUCUAGACAGAUUAGGCUAUUUUUGAGGCAAAAAAGGGUGAGAUAUGCUGAGAUUAACAUUGAUGUCUACCCCAGUCGAAAGUUUGAGCUGGAGAGGAUUGCCGGGUCUGCGGCUGUUCCUAAGGUGUUCUUCAAUGAAAAUCUGAUUGGAGGUUUGAAUGAGCUUUUGCUCAUGGAAAAAUCGGGUAAACUGAAUGAAAAUAUCAAUGAACUGAUCACCAAAGAACCACCACAUUUGGCUCCUUUACCACCUCUUUCUGGAGAGGAUGAUGUCUCCAGCACUGGAAUGGUAGAUGAGUUGGCUGUCAUUGUUCGGAAAAUGAAGGAGUUUAUUGUGUUUAGGGACAGGUUUUAUAAGAUGCGCAGGUUCACCAAUUGUUUUCUUGGGUCUGAAGCUGUAGAUUUCUUAUCAGAAGAUCAGUACUUGGAAAGGCAAGAGGCUAUUGAAUUUGGACGGAAGCUUGCAAGCAAACUAUUCUUUCAGCAUGUUCUUGAAGAGAAUGUUUUUGAAGAUGGUAAUCAUUUGUAUCGGCUCCUGGAUCAUGAUCCCAUUGUAUCGUCUCAAUGCCACAACUUUCCAAGGGGCACAACUAUCGUUAAACCCAGGCCGAUAGUAGAAAUUGCAUCAAGGUUGCGAUUCUUGUCCUUUGCAAUCUUUGAAGCUUACACUACUGAAGAUGGAAAGCAUGUUGAUUACAGAAGUAUCCAUGGGAGUGAGGAGUUUGCAAGAUACUUGAGAACAGUUGAGGAGCUUCAGAGGGUGGAGUUGCAGGAUAUGCCAAGGGAGGAUAAACUUGCUUUUUUCAUAAAUCUCUACAAUAUGAUGGCCAUUCAUGCAAUCUUGGUAUGGGGUUAUCCUGUUGGAGCACUAGAGCGAAGAAGGAUGCUUGGGGACUUUAAGUAUGUUAUUGGUGGAUGUACCUACUCACUUUCUGCCAUCCAAAAUGGCAUCUUAAGGGGAAACCAACGACCCCCAUACAAUCUCAUUAAGCCCUUUGGUGUGAAAGACAAACGUAUGAAGGUAGCUCUUCCUUAUCCGGAACCUCUUGUUCAUUUCGCACUAGUAUGUGGUACCCGGUCUGGGCCAGCUCUUCGAUGCUACUCACCUGGGGAUAUUGAUAAGGAGCUGAUGGAGGCAGCCCGCAAUUUUUUAAGGAAUGGAGGUCUCAUUGUUGAUGGUGAGGCCAGGGUGGUAUCAGCCAAUAAGAUCUUUAGAUGGUAUCCUGGGGAUUUUGGAAAGAAUGAAGUGGAAGUGCUGAAGCAUGCAGCAAAUUACUUGGAGCCGGCAAAGUCAGAAGAGUUGCUUGAGUUGCUUGCAACCACUCAAUUGAAAGUCACAUAUCAACCCUAUGAUUGGGACUUGAAUUAUUAGCAUGCCUUGACUUACUGCUUUAGCUUAUGUAAAAGCCUAAAAUGAGGAGUUUUGAAACUGUCACCAUUUUUUUUUUUAAUGUGGUUACAGGUUAGGUCCUUUAUUCUCCCUCUUCAUCUAAUGACCGUCAGUGUUGAUCACUGUGGAAGAGGAGGCUGUAGUAGCAACAACUAAUGCCAAUUUUUUCGAGUGGGCAACAUUAUUAUGUUCAGUAAUCCUCCAUCAAAGAGAACUUAAAUUUACCAGUUUA
This is a messenger RNA of Macadamia integrifolia, 3138 nucleotides long. RefSeq lists its product as uncharacterized. The record is from RefSeq and is a predicted model, not a curated record. Gene Ontology annotation, biological process: intracellular signal transduction. The transcript is spliced from 7 exons. The coding region runs from base 510 to 2888 and encodes 792 amino acids. NCBI's taxonomy places the organism in Eukaryota, Viridiplantae, Streptophyta, Magnoliopsida, Proteales, Proteaceae.